ACUGCGAUGUCAGUGGAUUGCCUGGGACAGCAUGCAGUGCUCUCAGGCCGCCGUUUCCUCUACAUAGUCAACCUGGACGCACCAAAUGAGGGGCACCGAAAGAUCUCCCGACAGAGCAAGUGGGACAUAGGGGCAGUGCAGUGGAACCCGCAUGACAGCUAUGCAUACUACUUUGCAGCUUCAAGCAAUCAGCGUGUUGACCUGUAUAAGUGGAAGGAAGGGAAUGGGGAAGUUUGCACGUCACUGCAAGGACACACACGUGUCAUCAGUGACCUGGACUGGGCAGUGUUUGAGCCAGACCUGCUGGUCACCAGUUCUGUUGACACAUACAUCUACGUCUGGGACAUCAAAGACACCAGGAAGCCUACAGUCUCGCUCUCUGCGGUUGCUGGAGCUUCCCAGGUGAAAUGGAACAAGAAAAAUGCCAACUGUUUAGCAACAAGCCAUGAUGGGGAUGUCCGAAUAUGGGACAAAAGGAAACCCAGCACUGCAGUAGAGUAUUUGGCAGCUCAUCUCUCUAAAAUCCAUGGUCUGGAUUGGCAUCCUGACAAUGAGUAUACACUGGCCACUUCAAGCCAGGACAACUCUGUCAGGUUCUGGGAUUACCGUCAGCCUCGGAAAUACCUUAAUAUCCUUCCCUGCCAGGUUCCUGUCUGGAAGGCAAGAUACACGCCUUUCAGCAAUGGGCUGGUGACAGUGAUGGUCCCCCAGCUCCGCCGGGAGAACAGUCUCCUUCUGUGGAAUGUCUUCGACUUGAACACACCUGUCCACACCUUUGUGGGACAUGAUGAUGUGGUGCUGGAAUUUCAGUGGAGGAAGCAGAAAGAAGGUUCUAAAGACUACCAGCUGGUUACGUGGUCCCGUGAUCAGACUCUGCGUAUGUGGCGGAUUGACUCUCAGCUGCAGAGGCUGUGUGCUAAUGAUAUCCUGGAUGGAGUCGAGGACCUCAUCGAUGGGAUUUCCCAUCUGCCAGAGCCAGACAAGACCCUUCACCCCCAGGACUCGGAGCCUCAGCAUAACUCUGGACAUGGGGAUGAGGAAGCCUUAAAAGAAGAUUUCCUGAGUGACCCACUGGUGGGAAAGAAAACAGAUCAACUGGGGCUGCCCCAAACACUGCAGCAGGAGUUCUCGCUAAUCAACGUCCAAAUCCGAAAUGUCAAUGUGGAGAUGGAUGCAGUGAGUCGUAGCUGUACGGUGUCAGUGCACUGCGGCAACCACAGAGUCAGGAUGCUGGUGAUGUUCCCUGUCCAGUAUCCCAAUAAUGCUGCACCAUCCUUCCAGUUCAUCAACCCAACUUCAAUCACUGCCUCCAUGAAAGCAAAGCUGCUGAAGAUACUGAAAGACACUUCUCUGCAGAAAGUGAAGCGGAACCAGAGUUGCCUGGAGCCCUGCCUGCGUCAACUGGUCUCCUGGCUGGAGUCUGUUGUGAACCAAGAGGACAGCACAUCCAGCAAUCCCUAUGCUUUGGCGAACUCUGUAACACCCCCCUUGCCCACAUUCGCCCGGGUCUCCAAUGCCUAUGGCUCAUACCAGGACUCUAACAUCCCAUUUCCACGGACUUCUGGAGCCAGGUUCUGUGGUGCAGGGUACCUGGUAUAUUUCACAAGACCCAUGACCAUGCACCGUGCUGUGUCCCCUAUGGAGCCCACACCCAGGUCCCUGUCAGCUUUAUCAGCAUACCAUAGUGGCCUCAUUACUCCAAUGAAGAUCCGCACAGAAACUCCAGGCAAUCUGCGUUUGUACAGUGGGAGUCCAACACGCAGCGAGAAGGAGCAGGUCUCCAUCAGCUCCUUCUACUACAAAGAGAGGAAAUCAAGGAGGUGGAAAAGCAAACGAGAGGGGACAGAUGCCAACAACCGACCCAUUAAAGCUGCCGGGAAAGUUAUUAUCCAAGAUAUUUCCUGCUUGCUGCCUGUCCACAAGCUGCUGGGAGAGCUCUACAUACUGAAUGUGAAUAAUAUCCAGGAGACUUGCCAGAAGAAUGCUGCCUCAGCCCUGGCUGUGGGACGGAGGGAUCUCGUACAGGUUUGGUCACUGGCCAUGGUAGCCACUGAUCUCUGUCUUGGACCAAAGUCUGACCCAGAUUUGGAGAUACCUUGGGCACAACAUCCAUUUGGACGUCAAUUACUGGAAUCCCUGCUGGCUCAUUACUCACAGCUCCACGAUGUGCAGACUCUGGCCAUGCUGUGCAGCGUGUUUGAAGCCCAGUCUAGGCUGCAGGGGUGUCUAAACUCUGGCCCCUUUCCUCCUCGUGCCUCCAACCUGGCCUCCCACAGCCGAUACCCCAGCUUUACUUCCUCUGGCUCCUGUUCCAGCAUGUCAGAUCCUGGACUUGGCACGGGAGGCUGGAGCAUAGCAAACAAAGACACAGAGCAGGCCUCCACUCCCUGGUGUGAGUCUUCUCCGGAUGACUUCCGCUAUGGAAACCUAAUGUAUCCUGAUCAUCGGGAGCGUGAGAAAGACCAGCAUGAGAAGAACAAAAGGCUCCUGGAUCCUGCCAACACUCAGCAAUUUGAUGACUUUAAGAAGUGCUAUGGAGAAAUCCUUUACCGCUGGGGCCUGCGAGAGAAGCGGGCUGAGGUUCUCAAGUUUGUCUCUUGUCCUCCUGAUCCCCACAAAGGAAUUGAGUUCGGUGUGUACUGCAGCCACUGCCGCAGCGAGGUGCGCGGUACCCAGUGUGCCAUCUGCAAGGGCUUCACCUUCCAGUGCGCCAUCUGUCACGUGGCGGUGCGAGGCUCCUCCAAUUUCUGCCUGACAUGUGGACAUGGGGGCCACACCAGCCAUAUGAUGGAGUGGUUUCGCACCCAGGAGGUGUGCCCCACGGGCUGCGGGUGCCACUGCCUGCUUGAGAGUACCUUCUGA
Nestor notabilis (Kea) is the source of this 2862-nucleotide messenger RNA. It is a transcript of the gene WDR59, whose product is annotated as WD repeat domain 59. Lineage: Eukaryota; Metazoa; Chordata; Aves; Psittaciformes; Psittacidae. Gene Ontology annotation, molecular function: protein binding. The transcript has 25 exons. Bases 7 to 2862 code for a protein of 951 amino acids. The record is from RefSeq and is a predicted model, not a curated record.